AGCACUUGGCAUCAGGUGUCUAGGCCUCCUCUUAAACGUGUUCUCACGCAGGUGUAGUCUUGAGCUUUGAGCCCUGCUGCGCUCUCUCACGAGCGAGAGUCACAUUGCCCAAAGUCGCGGCGGUGUCAUUGAUGGCGCAUCACAAGCUCCGUCAGGUUUGCCCGAAGCGACUCCAGGCACAAUCAAAGCGAGCCCGGUGCCCGUGAAGAAUCUGAUGACUUGUCUUUGGGUCUCCUGACUCCACACUCUUUGAAUACGCGCUACCGCAAUAUUGCAAUUUGGUAAAGGUAACGACGACUCGCCGACGAGGCACAUUCCUCGAGCAAGUCAACUUUCUCGAAAAGCCCCGAACGGCGCGGCUACAGCAGUCCGCAUGACCUCCCAGCGGGACGCUCGCUCGGAGUAUAAAAGCUUCGCAAGAGCUCUGCGAUUUCUCAGAGCCAGUUCAGCCAGCUUUCUCUACUAGCCCGGCCUCAGCAAGAUGUUCACUCGCGUCCAGUUCGCCACCCUCGCUGCCUUUGCAGCUACUAUCUCUGCUGUGCGUGCGGACUUGCCAGCUGACUGUGCUCGCAACUACACCGUUCGGCUUGGAGACACGUGCGAUAAAAUCUCCGCUGCCCUCAACGUCUCCACGUAUCAGCUUGCUCAUGUCAAUCCUCAGAUUGAUGCAGGCUGCGACAACCUCGGCGAGGGCGAGCCGCUUUGCCUGGGAAUCACGGGCCAGGACUGCGCAACGACCUAUGUCAUCCAGACCGGCGACAACUGCGACUUGCUUACGGCUAGUCAGAACGUCGCCCGUAGCACUCUGCUGGCCAACAAUCCGAACGUCAACAGCGAUUGCAGCGACAUCUAUCCCGGAGAGGUCUUAUGCACUGCUGACACCGAUAUUCCGUACGCUUCUUGAAUAUCAAUGCUCUGGGUCGGCCCCAAUUGAAGGAAGGGUUAUAACGAAGGAUCGUUCGUGUACACUUGAGCCCUGAGGAGGAUUCUUAUGUGCGCUUGUAUGCGUCUGAUUUUAUACAUUUUGUAGAAAGAAAAAAAAGUGAGCU
This is a messenger RNA of Phanerochaete carnosa HHB-10118-sp, 1049 nucleotides long. RefSeq lists its product as uncharacterized. Lineage: Eukaryota; Fungi; Basidiomycota; Agaricomycetes; Polyporales; Phanerochaetaceae. Bases 482 to 904 code for a protein of 140 amino acids. The record is from RefSeq and is a predicted model, not a curated record. The transcript is spliced from 5 exons.